Botrytis deweyae is the source of this 1326-nucleotide messenger RNA. RefSeq lists its product as uncharacterized. Bases 1 to 1326 code for a protein of 441 amino acids. Gene Ontology annotation, molecular function: protein binding. Gene Ontology annotation, cellular component: cytoplasm. The record is from RefSeq and is a predicted model, not a curated record. Lineage: Eukaryota; Fungi; Ascomycota; Leotiomycetes; Helotiales; Sclerotiniaceae. The transcript is spliced from 5 exons.
AUGAACGUCGGCAAGAAAUUUGGUAGAGUCAAGCAAUGGGCUGGAGAGAAGAUGGGACAAGAGUCCAAGACUGAAGUUUCGGAUGAAUUCAAGUCUUUGGAGGGAGAAAUGCAAAUGAGACAUGAGGGAAUGGAAAAGUUACAAAAGUCCAUGACGAUUUAUGUCAAAUCACUUUCGAAACGAAAUGAAGGAGAUGACAGGGAAAAGAUCUUGCCAGUAGCAUUCAUGGGACAAACAAUGAUACAUCAUGGUGAAGACUUUGAACCGGAUUCCGAGUUUGGAAAUUGCCUCAUUGCUAUGGGUAGAACGAAUGAGAGAAUUUCGAGACAGCAGGAUACAUAUGUUGUGGACGCAACUUCGAGUUGGCUCGAGUCCUUGGAGAGAUCUUUGGCUCAAAUGAAGGAAUAUCAGUCUGCCAGGAAGAAGCUCGAACAAAGACGAUUGGCGUACGAUGCCUCCCUUUCCAAGAUGCAAAAGGCAAAGAGAGAAGAUUUCAGAGUCGAGGAAGAACUCAGAUCACAAAAGGCGAAAUAUGAAGAGUCUAGUGAGGAUGUUUACAGAAGGAUGCAAGAUAUUAGAGAGGCAGAGGCGGAAAGUGUUCAAGAUUUGGGAGCGUUUUUGGAAGCCGAACUCGAAUAUUACGACCGUUGUCGUGAUGAACUUUUGAAAUUGAAGAAGGAAUGGCCAGCUGCACGAGGAUCAGCGGCACAACCACCACGUCAACCUAGACGCCCAGAAGCACGACCUCGUUCAAAUACAGCUCAUUCAUACAGUGAGAGAUACUCCACAUAUGAAGAACCUAUCCCAGAGCUAGAAGCGCCACGUCCAUCUAUCCGAUCCAAUACUCCUCGUGUUAACACAACUCGGGUUGCCUCGACAUCAGGAAUUGGUAGAAGAGAGGAUCGAAGAGAAGAAUAUUCCCCUCCAAGUUCCCCACAACGUCCAUCAAUCGGACGAUCAUCCACAUUCCAAGGUCCAACAACUCAUUACCGCGAAUCUCCUUCCUCAAAUCGUCUUAAUUCUUCUCUACCUCCUCCUUCAGAUGCUGGUUCUCUACGCGCAUCUUUAAGACCAACUGCCAGGACUAAUAUCAUUUCAGCUGAUUUGUUCAAUGAUCCGAGUGAUGAUUCAACUCUUAAUAGCAAUAGUCCAGAUAGAUCAUACGGUGCAAGAUCAGUUAGUCCAGCUACUAGUCAUGGUAGUAAUUCUACGCCAAACUCGAGAAGAGCUCCACCACCUCCUCCCAGCAGAGCCAAGAAACCGGCUCCUCCUCCUCCUAUGAAGAGAGCGGAUAUGACUUCAGUUAGUGUCAAUAGUCGUUAUUAG